AUGAGUUUUGCGCCGCCCCGGAAGCAGCGGACGGGCGCCACGGUGGCAGCGUCGCCCUUCAGCAGACGCCAGUCAGGGAGUAGGGCCGGUUCUCCCUCUGCUGCUUCUCCCCGACGCCGUGCGACGUCGACUUACCAUGCCCCCCCGCCCGAGGCGGUAAAGGAGCAGAUGCGGCGCUACGCGCAAAGUAUUCGCAGGCGCCAGCCGCCGCCUGAUGGAUAUCCCGUUCCAAAGCCUCACCUUCCGCGUGGUGGGGCCAAGCGCGGGGCAGGGACGGCUCCUGCGAGGAGACCGGGCGGUUUGCUCUUGUCACGCAGUCGUGGCAAGGUGGCCGAGCGGAACGGCGAUCUGCAAAGCCCAUCAAGCCGCGAGGUUGGCGAGCCGCGCCAGGACGCAUCAAGAGUCCAGGGUAGAAAUGUGGCGAUGGAAGCAAGACGUCUACCAUCUUCUGUUAAUUAUACCGUCUCGCCAAAGCACGGGUUUUUUUGCAGUGAUGCGAAUGCUAGUAGUCAGCAGUUGCUGCUGCAAAGUUGUCACGGGCCCCCUGGCGCUUCUCUCAGGACGGGCGACGACGCCAGCGACGAGUACGUCGGUAAUCCGUAUAUUCGUUCCGUGUUGCGGGGCGCAGAGCAGCGCUGGGUUCCAUCUUCGUCGGUGCACGCCCCUUUCAGCCACCAUGGCCGCAGCCAAGGCCUUGACUGGCGUCACACGGAGCAAUCACCCUCUCCUUCUCGCCGAGAGUUGGUGGGUGAGUGGAAAAAGAUAACCAGCCGAAGUUCAAGCAAUGAAACUUCACAGGUCUGUGUGGACCACACGGGAAAAAGCGGUGGUGAUACAUUUGCGGAGGUGGAGCAGGAAGUCCGACGACCACAUUCCGUCAACAGCCCAGGAGGGGAAAGCGCGGCAGAUCCAGCUCAACUCCACAGUACUCAUGCCCAGGCAUCGGAGCCUCAGUUUUCAUUGGCAGCGGAAGGAGGAGGGGAAGGGCGUGCAGGAGGUUCGCAUGCAGCGUGGCGGAGGCACAUGCGGUAUCCAGAACGAAACCAGGGCGUGCAGGAGGUUGCUGAGGACCUGCCGCGCCGCGGUGCUGAGGCGACAGCACGGAGAACGAAGGUGGCAGACACCGGCAAGGUUAACCUGACAUUUUUGUAUUCUGACGUCGAGGAAGACCCUCGGGCGUACCUUUACGCCCCACUGACAGAUGUGGUUACUCCCUUUGCGGGGAAAGCGCACCGUUGCUCCUCACCUCUGGAGUUGGGGGCGGCUUCCAGGCCGGCGGUGUUGCACAAAGACGGCAGCGCUGCUGGGCCCCAUCAUGUUGGCGACGCAAAAAAGGCGCAGGCAGAAGGGUUGACGCCCAAAUUUGCGGCGCGUCUUCUGGGCGCGGCACCUGGGAGUUUCGUCCCCCUCCAGCAAGGUAUGACGUCAGCAAGGGAGCAGGCUUCUUUCGGUGCCUGUCCCUGUCGUUCUUGGAAUGGUGGCGCGACAAACUAUCUUGUUGCACCUGAAACAGAGAUUGUAGAUGCCUCAGGUGCAGUGUGGCUUGCAACAUUGUCGCCGCUGAAGAAGUAA
Trypanosoma conorhini is the source of this 1572-nucleotide messenger RNA. RefSeq lists its product as uncharacterized. The coding region runs from base 1 to 1572 and encodes 523 amino acids. The transcript has a single exon. Lineage: Eukaryota; Euglenozoa; Kinetoplastea; Trypanosomatida; Trypanosomatidae. The record is from RefSeq and is a predicted model, not a curated record.